AGUUCAACAUGGGUCAUAGAGUUUGACCCAUGUUGAGCUUUUCGGUCAGCACAUAGCAUACGCUGAAAGUCAGCCAACCAACCCAAAGUAGAAAAGACCGGCGAGCAAGGGUAGACAUCUGCAACGCACAAAAAAAACUAAGAUUCAAAAUAAUAUUGCCGCACAACUAUUACUCUGCUUCAGCAUAUGCCCGAACUUGGACUCAAACCCCAAUCCAAUAAUAACAAUUCAGGGGGAUUGAUUCGCAAUGGAUGCAUCACCAAUCCACAGAGGAGCAACAGCCGACUUUGAGAACAGAGCCUUCAGGCGCCACGUAGCUUAUACCGAGUAUGAGCAUGAGCCUACGCCGUCCCCCUCUCCUUCAGACGGUACCCUUAGCGAUACCGGCGACGAAGAGUCUGCAGGCCAUGAGGAUGAGCAGGUGCUCGAGCAAAGUGUCGACGAUGCGGUAGAACAAUUCUGGAACGAUGACGAUGAUCCGAUUGCGGAGACAGCGGGAGAGGUCGUCCGAGGGAUGGGUUUUACCAAGCUCCUGGUUGAUCGGUAAUUCCUUCAAUCGUCAAGUAUUCGGCGUACCUGUUCAUCUCUGGAAGGCGACAAAUUAUGCGUGCGAUUGGCCGAGGUUGAAUUGCGAAAUUGAGGAGGAAAGUGGUUUAUUUUGGGGGGGCUAGGAAGUUGAAGUACUGCACGGACCACGCACAACGGGUUGACAGCCAUUCGACACGGACGAAAACCGGCCAAUUCCCGGGCGAGAAAUUUGAGCCGCCCGAGACGGCAUCCGAUAGGUCAGCAGGCAGGCGUUGUCAGCGGUCUAAAGGCCUUAAAGACCUUCUCGCAAUAGUGGGAUGCCCAGAAGUAUACUCCCUCUUUUAUGACGUUGUUGACGACCUGGGCAAGCCAGCAGCCGUGCGAAGUAAUAAUCCACCAUGACCUCGUAUUCUUCUUGC
Molecule: messenger RNA, 947 nt
Organism: Lasiosphaeria miniovina
Lineage: Eukaryota; Fungi; Ascomycota; Sordariomycetes; Sordariales; Lasiosphaeriaceae
Exons: 2
Coding region: 248-547 (99 amino acids)
Source: RefSeq, a predicted model, not a curated record